AUGCUUAGGAAAUUUUCAGUGGUGAUAGGAUUGACCGUGUUCUUGUUGACGCUUUGCGGUCUGUCCCAUGCUGACCGCCUUUACACCAAAGGUGAUGCGGUAUCUGUUUAUGCGGAUGCGGUUUUUCAGCCCAACGAGCUAUUUGAGAGAUAUGAUUUCUAUAGUCUACCGUUUUGCAGGCCGGCUGAAGUUAAAUUAGAGGCGCAAAAGCUCUGGGAUAUUCUUUACGGGAGUGCUAAAAGGACAUCCAGUUAUCAGCUUUUCUUUGCGACCAAUUCAACCGGAGUGAAAUUAUGUAGAAAGAGCCUUAACAAAGAUAAAAAAGACGAUUUUGUUGAUGCGGUCAGGCGAAACUACAUGUUCUCAAUGCAUGUGGAUGAUUUUGAACUUACUCACAAUAUCGGUUGGGGAGGUGAGAAAGAUGGUGCUGUAUUGAUAACAGGGCUUUUGUUCAAGAUAUUUUUCAAUGCCGACCGUAUUGUAAAAGCGCAUGUAGAGAGUUUAGAAACUCAGAGAGUUGUAUUGUCAGCUGAGCCACAAGAAAUUGAUUUCACUUACAGUGUUUUGUGGUUUGAGACAAAUCAUAAUCGAGGCAGUUUGAAUUUGGGUGCAAUCGAUCUUGAUGAAGAAGUAGUAAGAAUACAAUGGAUUUCCAUAGUGAACUCUUUUGUUAUUGUGAUUCUUCUCUCAGGAUUUGUUCUUUUCAUUCUUGCGAGAACUCUGAGACGUGAUUUUCAGCGAUAUGGCUCUUUGGAGGAAGAAAUGGACGAAGAAGACAUUGGAUGGAAACGACUUCAUGCAGAUGUGUUUCGCUUUCCGCGAAACAAAAUGCUAUUAUGUGCCGUAUCAGGUUGUGGGGCACAACUUCUUCUUGUGGCAUUUGUGACUUUGAUGAUAGCUUGGAAAAACGUUUUGAAUGGAAAAGAGGGUGCAAUGAUUAAUACUGUGAUGCCCCUAUUCCUCCUGACAGCGCCUGUUUCCGGAUAUGUAAGUGGAUCCCUUUACAAAAAGUUGGAAGGUGAACAUUGGUCAAGGAGCGUAUGUCUUACAUUUUUGAUGCUGUUCGCGCCAUUUUUUGUUGUUUGCGUCACAGUUAAUGUAGUGGCUUCAAUAUCUGUUUCCGCUUACGCGGUCCCCUGGGGUAGGUUUUGUUUUUUUUGUGUGUUUUUUGUGAGUGCAACGUUUCCUCUAAUUUUGCUUGGUGCAGUCCUUGGGAAACGUUUUUGUGGUCCCUUUGCUGCACCUACGAGGACAAAGUUUGUGCCCCGAGAAAUACCACCUUUACCAUGGUAUCGACGGACUUUGCUACACGUAGUUAUCGGAGGAUUACUUCCGUUUAUGGCGAUAUACAUCGAGCUUCACUACAUUUUGGUGGGUUUAUGGACCACAAGACUUCAUACACCAGUGGCCUUCAUAUUGAUCAUGUUUCUGGUCUUGGUUGUGGUAACGGCAAGUGAAGGUAUUGCGCUAACUUAUGAUAGACUCGGUGCUGAAAAUCACAAUUGGUGGUGGCCAUCUGUACUCUGUGGCGGAUCAACCGCUGUAUACGUAUUUGUAUACUGCGCUGUGUUUUACUUUGGAAUGACGCCACAGAUCUUCAGUGGCCUCUCUCUCGUGAUUUUCUUUGGAUAUACUCUCUUUAUCUGUCACUGUCUUUUUCUUUCCAUGGCCACAGUAAGCUUUUGUUCUUCACUUCUCUUUGUGAAGCAAAUAUAUCGCUACAUAAAAAGUGAUUAA
Molecule: messenger RNA, 1737 nt
Organism: Trypanosoma grayi
Lineage: Eukaryota; Euglenozoa; Kinetoplastea; Trypanosomatida; Trypanosomatidae
Exons: 1
Coding region: 1-1737 (578 amino acids)
Biological process (GO): protein localization to membrane
Cellular component (GO): membrane
Source: RefSeq, a predicted model, not a curated record